This is a messenger RNA of Eruca vesicaria subsp. sativa (arugula), 495 nucleotides long. NCBI's taxonomy places the organism in Eukaryota, Viridiplantae, Streptophyta, Magnoliopsida, Brassicales, Brassicaceae. The record is from the annotation of a GenBank genome assembly.
AUGCGGUUACUUGACUCUAAGAUAACUUUAAUUGCGACUUUCAGGGAACGUAGCAAGACGGGAACGACAGGACAAUUGGCUGCACAACACUUUACCUUCAGAGGGAGUGUUCGUAGAUAUUGCAGAGGCUAUCUUAAAAAUCAAAUUUGUGACAGUCCGUGCAAGCCCGCUCAGUUUCAGAAUUUUGUGGUGCUAACUCUGCUAAUAAAUGUCAAUGGAGAGAGAAGUUUCAUGGUUAGAGCUGGUGCUGACAGAAAGGGUCAUAUAGUGUAUUUUGGUGAAGGGAACAUGAUGAUCCUGAGUUUUUCACGGAAUCCCAUCAUCAGAUCUUGUGGUCACUUCUUGGAAGAGCUACGGACAUGGCAUGGCUUCUCAGGUUUUGCAGUGAUGCUUACCAAGUUCCAAGCCAAGCAAGUAGCAGAUUUACCUCAGGUUGUUCAUGUCACACCUGAUAGUUUAUAUGAACUGACAAUCACUCGGACUUGGGACUACUAA